CAAAGAAACCGACACAGCCUCUUCACCGUUUCUGCUGGAUUGCUUCUCCAUCGAACACCAUUUUCGGCUGGAUUGCUUCUCCAUCAAACACCAACUCGCUAAUAGGAAAUGGCCUGAAUUAGUCUCACAACACGCAAAUGUAGGAUUCUGCGAUUGUUUUUGGAAGAAGCUAUGAGCGCUAUUACUUGAAUUUUCAUUACAGUUUGUUGCUUAGUAGCCAAACAUAUAAGGGAUAGACCCCGUAUUCAAUAUUCGUGUUCGAAUAUGGAUUGAUCUUCAAUAUUGCAUAGGUAUGCCUAACAUAGUGACACCAUGUGCAUAUCACAACUUAGGAUGGAUAGAAGGUGUUUCAAGAAGUUAUGGAUCAAAUAAUCAAAUGUAAACGAAUUUGGACGACAAUCAUAAACGACACCCAUCUGAUGGUAUAAUCUAAGGGCGUCGUUGAGAUGAAGCGAGAGCACGUACCCAUGGGCCACAAGUCAAUGUCAAAAUGUUGUAUAUACAGUUUCUGUAUCUGCCCUAAAUUGCCUGGUGCUUGACUGACAUCUGAUUCUUAUCUUCAACUCCAAGGAUGAUCGCAUUCUGCAAAACCCUCAAAGCCAAUUCUUGAUCAAUUCAGCCUUGUUGGAUGCAAUGAAGGAACGAUCAUCACCAGACGAAUCACAAAUUCUCGAUACCAUCUACAGUAAUUGUUCUUCAGAUUUAGUCUGCCCUUUGGCGAAAAUUGCUAUGUAGAUUUUGGAUACAAUGAGUAUGGCAUCCAAAUCCAUACGAUAUUUGAAGCGAAUCCGCUUUGAUCUCAAAGUUCCCCAAAACCCUAAACGUUCAAGUGAGUUUAGUAGCAGAUACAUGCUAGUUUCCCUCUUUUCAUCAAAAUCUUACAGGAAAAGAGUCAACAAAAGAAAUUUAGCUGCUUUCAAGCCGACCCUAGAUGAAUUCAAAUUUCACCGAGCUGUUUCACAGCUUCUGCCUCGGUUUAAACCUGAAGAGCUCGAUAAUUUGAUCAAUGUACAAGAAGAUCCAUUGGUGUGUUUAGAGUUGUUCAAUUGGGCUUCUAAACAACCUAGGUUUACACAUGAUGUAUCCACAUAUCAUGUCACCAUUAAGAAGCUCGGUGCUGCAAAAAUGUACGAUGAAAUGGAUCAUGUUGUCAACGAGGUAUUAUCGAUUCCAUCUUUUGGUUCCGAAGUUCUUUACAAUACGAUGAUAUACUUCUUCACAGAGGCAAGGAAGUUGAGUAGAGCUGUUAAUGUGUAUAAACACAUGAGAAGCAUUGGGAAAUUGGAUUGUAGACCUUCGAUUCGAACGUAUAAUCUUCUGUUUGCUGCGUUUUUGAGCAAGAGAAGCAAUACUUACAUAAACCAUAUGUAUAUGGAUACUAUGAGCAUGCUGUUCAAGCAGAUGGUUGAUGAUGGGAUUGAUCCCGACAUUUUCGCUUUGAAUUCAAUGAUCAAAGGGUACGUGCUCUCGCUUCAUCUCAACGACGCCCUCAGAUUAUACCAUCAGAUGGGUGUCGUUUAUGAUUGUCGUCCAAAUUCGUUUACAUUUGAUUAUUUGAUCCAUGGGUUAUGUUCGCAAGGAAGAACAUGUAAUGCUAGGAAGAUUUGUGAUGAAAUGAAGGCAAAAGGUUUUGUCCCAAGCAGUAAAUCAUAUAACUCGCUUGUGAGCUCACUUGCACUUGAGGGGGCACUCGACCAAGCUGUGAGUUACUUGCGGGAGUUGACGGAAAACGAACGGUCAGCCGAUUAUAUAACCUACUGGACAUUGCUUGAUGAAUCUUGCAGACAGCAGAGGCACGGAGAUGCCAUAAGUUUGCUUACCGAGUGGGAAGAGAAAAGGUUUGUGGAUAGAGAUACUUGCAGAAAGCUUCAGUAUGAACUUGAGAUGAAUUAUGGAAAUUUGUAUGAUCAAAUUGGGCCACCAAGGUAUGUUCUAUAAAUGGUUCCAAAAUAUCAGAAAAGGGGAUUGAUUGGUUGUAAGUUGUAACUGUUAUGUUUUUCUGUUGAGUCACAAGGAUUAUAUAUUCCGA
Molecule: messenger RNA, 2029 nt
Organism: Cynara cardunculus var. scolymus (artichoke)
Lineage: Eukaryota; Viridiplantae; Streptophyta; Magnoliopsida; Asterales; Asteraceae
Product: pentatricopeptide repeat-containing protein At2g27800, mitochondrial-like
Exons: 3
Coding region: 748-1938 (396 amino acids)
Molecular function (GO): protein binding
Source: RefSeq, a predicted model, not a curated record